AACCUACAUCUCUUAAUGCCCAGCUAUCUGGUCGGUCUAUUCCGCCACCACUUCGUAUCCGAUUUAUUACUAAUGAGGGAACUUUAAGAGAUAUUGCGGGCGCAGAAGUUCGUAUAGAAAAACUGGUUUCGGAUUCAGACAUAACGAUUUUGCAAUUCCCUGAAUAUGGUGCACGUUGCGUAAAAAAAAUUGGAAAAUGCUCACCGGAUGCGUAUAUUCAAAUGGCCAUACAAUUGGCAUAUUUUCAGCUUCAUGGAAGGGUUGUUCCUACUUAUGAGACAGCGUCUACUCGACGAUUUUUGCAUGGACGUACCGAAACCAUUAGGACACUUAGUGUGGACAGCAAGGCAUUCGUGGAAGGAAUGUCAAACAAGUCUCUAAACUCACAACAAAAAUUUGAUUUACUUCAAUCUGCCACCAAGGCACACUCUUUGUAUACCCGUGAAUCUUCCGAUGGAAAAGGAUGCGAUCGUCAUAUGUUGGGACUUCGAUUGCUAUUACAAAAAGAUGAAUCGCAUCCAAUAUUCGAAGAUUCGGCAUACGCGAAAAGUCAAGAAUGGUUAUUGAGUACAAGUGGAUUAAGUACAGGAGAAUAUUUGAAUG
Molecule: messenger RNA, 603 nt
Organism: Acaulospora morrowiae
Lineage: Eukaryota; Fungi; Glomeromycota; Glomeromycetes; Diversisporales; Acaulosporaceae
Source: the annotation of a GenBank genome assembly